UUUCUUUUGCAUGUACUAUUGUCUUGUGUGCUCACCCUCUUGGAAACUUGUAAACACAAAGUCUAUUUUCACGGGUCUAUUUGACACUUUCCAUCAAUUAUUUGACAGGGUUGUCUCCAAUGUCUACCAGACAGAAAUCACAAACAUUUUCAUGGGGGCAUUUCUUUCCUUCAUUGAUUGGGGAGCCACUCUGCUAAGGAGUUUAUGUCAUUCACACACUUGCUCUUCUAAUCCAAAACCCUUUCAAUAGAAGAUUUUGCAUUUCUCUCCAAUUCUGAACUAUGGGUGCCUUUCCUAGCAAGAAAAAGAGCAGGCCCUGUCAUGAGAGGAGAAAUGUGAAGAGUUUGACAGACAAAAUGAGGCUUCUCCAAGAGGAAAUCCAGGAAAUGGUGUACGAAAGAGAGAAAGAGGCUAGAGGGUAUGAGAAAGAGGUGAUGGUUUUUGAAUGUAAAGAGGCUGAGUGGAAGAAAGAGAGGAAGAGGCUAAAGGAGGAAGUGAAGAAGCUGAGGAAGUUAGUCGAAGAGAAGGAGGUGAAGAUAAGAGGGAUGGAAGAUUAUGCAAUGGUGGCUGAGAAAUGUGGCAAAGGAUGGCCAUUGCUGGGGACGAGUUUCCUGCUGGAGCAAAUGAGGGAGGAGAGAGCAAGGCGAGAUGAGGCUGUGGAGAAGUGGAAGCAACUCUAUCUUGCCAUCAAGACCGAGCUUGAUGAUCUCAUUCAGAGAACUCAUGAUGGAGAUGCGCUGUAUUGGAAAGCUGAGGAAGAGGACAUGAUAGAAGAGCUGAAGAAGGAAGCGAAGAACAAGGAAGAAACGAUAGAAGCUUUGAGAACUCGAUUAGCUGCGAUGGAGAGGGAAGAUUAUGAGAGGGGACGAGAGAUGGAUAUUCUUAGGCAAAGCUUGAGAAUUUUGGGCACUAACAAGAAGGCAGCCUAUAGUACUAGUAGUAAAAGUACCACUCUGGCUCAGUAUUUGUGAAAUUAGCCCUCUAGACAAGUUUAGUACUGGUAUUUUUAUUUUUAUAUAUAAUGUGUACACACAAUAAGUUAUUCGAUGGAUAAUAAUAAUUCUAAUGCUGGAAGUGAA
Molecule: messenger RNA, 1079 nt
Organism: Theobroma umbraticum
Lineage: Eukaryota; Viridiplantae; Streptophyta; Magnoliopsida; Malvales; Malvaceae
Source: RefSeq, a predicted model, not a curated record